AUGGCAUCAAAACGACCUGAACAUCAAGGUCCACCGGAUAUAUUUUAUAACGAAGAAGAAGCUCGAAAAUAUUCGCAAAAUACACAUAUUAUUGAUGUACAAACAAAAUUAUCUGAACGUGCUAUUGAAUUACUUAAUUUACCUGAUGAAGAAUCAUGCUUAGUACUUGAUAUCGGAUGUGGCUCUGGUUUAAGUGGAGAAGUACUAACAGAGUUAGGUCAUCAAUGGGUUGGACUUGAUAUAUCACAAGCAAUGUUAGGUUCGUUUUUUAAACUUACGACAGAACAUAUUCCAACUGUCGGACAUGUAGCACAAGAACGAGAAGUUGAAGGUGAUCUUAUAUUAGGUGAUAUUGGUUAUGGAAUGCCAUUUCGUGCUGGUUCAUUCGAUGGUGCUAUAAGUAUUUCAGCAUUACAAUGGUUAUGUCAAGCUGAUAAAAGUUAUCAUAAUCCAGUAAAGCGACUUUAUAAAUUUUUUUCAACACUUUAUAGUUGUUUGGCUCGUGGUGCUCGAGCUGUACUACAAUUUUAUCCAGAAACACCAAAUCACGUUGAUAUGAUCACACAGCAAGCAAUGAAAGCUGGUUUUACUGGUGGUCUUGUUGUAGAUUAUCCAAAUAGUACACGAGCAAAGAAAAUGUUUUUAUGUUUGUUUGCUGGUGGUCAAAUUCAACAAUUACCUAAAGGUUUAGCAGGUGAAGAAGGUAGUGAAGAAAUGCCAACUCACGCACGAUUUGAUAAACAACGACAACGUUAUAAAAAUCUUCGUGGUAAAUCAUUAAAAAAAAGUCGAACAUGGAUUGUGGAAAAAAAAGAACGUUGGAGAAACAAAGGAAGAGAUGUUCGACCCGAUUCAAAAUAUACGGCACGAAAACGACCAAAAGCUUUUUGA
Messenger RNA from Rotaria sp. Silwood2, 891 nucleotides. Lineage: Eukaryota; Metazoa; Rotifera; Eurotatoria; Philodinida; Philodinidae. The record is from the annotation of a GenBank genome assembly.